GCGCAGGCGGUGUGUUUGUCAGCCUCAAAGCCUCAUAGCGCGAGCUGCUAGCCGCCAUUUUCUCCGCGUCUCUCCCUAAAAGCCCAGAAAAAGACUGGCGUCGAGCCGCCCUCCGGACUGCCUUUCGCCCGUCGGAAAUGGGGGAUUGUGCCGCGGGUCGCCGCGAGAUGUCGUCCAUUUGAGCAAGUUAGUGAGGGAAAGCAGUGUUUGACGAGCAAGGUGGAGAUCGCUGAUUCGUCCAUUGCCUCAAUCCGGAACGAAGCCCUUUGGCGGCCCUUUGGCUCCCCACUGGCCUCUGUUGGGACACAUUCAUGGCAUAGGAGGCCAUCUCGCCACCGCGCACUUGUUUUCCGCCACCAAAGUGUCGGGGAUUGUCAACCAAAUUCCCUGGGAUAGUGCGAGCUCGUCACGUGGCUGUCCUGCGGGGGGGCAGUAAGCGGGUGGUGUGGAGAAGGCCGCGGCGCCCGUCUCUCUGCACUGCAUGGCUGCGAUGGCGCCCGCUCUCACCGACGCCCCAGCCGAAGCUCACCACAUCCGCUUCAAACUGGCUGCCCCGUCAUCGAGUCUGUCCGCAGCCGGCGCCGAGAACAGCGGUAACGCCAACAGCAUCCUCAUCCACAGCGGCGGCCCCGCCAAGUGUAAGGUCGGGUCUGAAGAGAAGUGUCCCCUUGUUGAAUUCUGCGGCGGAGACCAGGACCAGCAGCAGCAGUCCCAAGCCGACUCUGUGGCCCAGGCGUCGGCCCUGGGCAAGCUCCAGCCUCUGGUGGCGUCCUACCUCUGCUCUGAUGUAACACCUGUCCCCACCACCAAGGAGUCAAUCACUCUUCAAGGAGUUUUCCUCAAAAGCCACAGAAUAUUGCCCAGCUCCUUGCUCAACGGCGGAGACUUUCUGUUGAGGAAGCGGCACGCCAUAGAACUCUCCGGAGGCCAGCUCAAAAGCCUCAUGAGUGGCACUAACGGUGGGGGCCAGCCUAUGGCACCCGUCAACGGCCUGGCCAAGAAGCUGGCCAACAUGUCUGGCUCUGGCCGUGUGAUGGCAAUGAACGGGGAUAAGCCUCCUGCCUCCACGGAAUCCCAGACUUUGGACUCAGACCCCCUGACGGGUCAUAUUCCAGUGAAAGGAGCCCUCAAACACAAGCAUUCCUCUGGAGUUUGUCCCAAUACACAACCCUCAGAUUGUCAGUCUGCGGCACUUUCCUCCUGUUGUCAUGGCAGCGUAGAAGUGAAAUUGGAGGAGACGGACACACAAACUACAAGUAGAAGUUCAGACCGGGAGAAAGCAGGUUGUAGCCAGCAGGGUUCCCCUUCUUUGGACAUCCUUGACACUCAGGUCGGGGAGCGCACACGUCUCAGCAGCAACCGCCAAGUGGAAAUCGAAAGUCGCCUACGGCGGCUGCGCAAGCGCCUUCAGGUGGUCCAGGCCAAGCAGGUGGAGCGACACAUUCAGCAGCAGCUGGGCGGCUUCUUGGACACCGCCGUCAGCCGCCUGUUGGCGGGGAACCGCAAAGAGCAGUCCACGGCAACAUGGAGGACAGGGCGCCACUCUUCUUCAAACAACAGAGACAGUUUGGGACGCUUCCUGAAGAGCGGCUCCAUGCCUUUGGAGCUGGAGAGGUUGUAUCUGAGCGGCUCAGCCAACCUGCACUCGGCAGAGACCGCCUUCGACUCGGAUGUUACGGAGAGCAGUUCUGGGGGAGACUCGGACCUGGAGGAGGAGGAGCUGACCCGGGUGGACAUUGAUCAGCGCCAUGUCAAAAUAUGGAAGCGUGCGGAGAGUCGCUACACGCUGGAGAGGGCGGCCAUCAUCAGUCACUGGAACUGGCUGCAGGCUCACAUCUCUGACUUGGAGUACCGUAUCCGCCAGCAGACGGACAUCUACAGACAGAUCCGUGCUAACAAGGGCCUAGUGGAGCUGGGAGGUGUCGGUCCUCAAGACGUCAAGACGGAGCCCGGAAACAGCCAAGACGCAGAGCACCCGGCCACAGCAGAACCUUGGAGAGGGCAGAACGGGCAGCCGGUCAACGGUGUCCUGAGCAGGAUGGCAGAGUGCGUGGACAGCAGCUGUGUGGCAGCACGCACACGCCCCCUCCUCAGCUGGCGCCGGCGAAGACUCAUUCAGCCCAACACUGUGGCCAACCUGACCGCCAAGGUGUCCAGAAGCAUGGCGUGCACGUGCAGAGUCAACCCCAGCUGCGUCAUGUGCGGUGGCCGGCCCACCCCCAGAGAAGACCCCCAGUAUGAGCUGCCCACCCUGGAGCGCCUGUCAAGACUGGACCUUGGCGUCCACCCCGUCCUCUCCUUCCCCGAUGACGUCUGUAUCGGCCUGCGUCUGCAGCAGGUGAUGAAGAGCUCCCUCAGCAGCCGCUCGCUGGAGAGGAGUAAGCCUCUGAAGAAGCUGUCGCUCAAGCACAAGCUGUCCUCGUCCAAAGAGAAGCACAAGUUUGCCAGCUCGCUGAUGGCAGUCCGACUGGGACACUACAAGAGUCGUGCUGACAAGCUGAGGAUGCUGGAGAGUGGCGCCGCCUGCAAGACGGAGCGACUACACGUCACGCCCUACGAGAGGAACUACAGCCGCAAGAGACUGCGAGAGCCCUCGUUGGACAGGAGCGACUCCUCACCCAAACUCUAUGUGGACACCAGCACUCCUUGUCCAUCUCUGCACAGCCCCGUCACACGCCAGCUGUCCACCUCCUCAGACAUCACCACGCCACUGGGCGCCGCUCAGCUACCCAUCAAGAGGCGGCGGGGAGAAAGCUCCUUUGACAUCAACAACAUCGUCAUUCCCAUGUCGGUCGCUGCCACCACGCGAGUGGAGAAGCUGCAGUACAAGGAGAUCCUCACGCCAAGUUGGCGAGCUGUGGAUGUCCUGGCUCAGCCGGCGGCAGAGGACGAGGACGAGCGUGAGGUGGAGGACUUGUCGGACGCCGCCUUCAUCCAGCUGCAUCAGCCCUACGAGGACCAGGAGCGCUCUCGCUGGACCUGGAUGGCCUUGGCUCCGGCCAAGAGGAGGGGCAGCAGGUCCUACAAGUCUGUGGACGGCCGCACCACCCCGCUGUUCUGCGGCACCAACCCCUCCACCCCUCAGCCCGCCUCGCCCGACCCCAGCCACUACCCCAUGCUGCACGACUACGGCCAUGUGCCGUCACCCUUGAGUCCCGCCAGCCCCGACACCGCCUCCAACCCUCACACGCCGUGUUCCAGAGACUCCCAUCGACUUCUGUCCAGCGAGGACACGCGCUGCUCAACGCCAGACUUCACCUUCGAAGAAAGGACUGUGGCGCCGUGGGAGCGACGAAACUUCCCCUUGCCCGAAGACCCCGCCCCCGAGCCCGAGACGGAAGGCGAGCACCCCAGCAGGCCCAGGAUGCGAAGCAUCUCGGGCUGCCGAGCGUACGGCCGCACGGAUUCGGACGAGGGCGACUCGCUCUGCGAGGACAAAUCCUCGGGCCAGCGGUGAACCUGAGCGGACUCGGAGUGGCUCCUGUUGUUUGAUAUUCAAACAUCAGUCUAAUUCUUUCACAGUUUUUAGUGAACACGACGCAGAUAGAAGCCUUUCCCGACAUGUUACAGUAUGGUUUGUGUAGUAUGUACUUGGAGGCUUAGUGGUGUUCAUACGUGCUGUGUACACGCCUAGCGCACUAUGUAGCGACUCCUCCCAAUAUGGCCAAAGGGUGUUUUUCUAUCAUUAGUUUGCUUGUAAUUCCCAUGUACAUUUUAGUGGAGUGACAAAUAACAAAAUAAUAAAAAAAAACACCACAUCCCUCCCCCUCAUCUAAAUAAACAGCUGCAUUUAGGAUGGUGCCCCGCCCCUUUGGAGGUGGCCUGACGUCAGAGCACUUGUUUAGUUUUCUUUGUCCACUUUGUGUAACGUCUUGGCCGUGACCCAUUCCUCCCGUGAUGCUCGCCAUGCCACACCAGCGGAGUUCAGGUUGCUCAACCAAGGGAAAUUUGCGCUCCCGUCAACUUAUUACUAUGCAAAACUUAAAAAAAAAAAAAAUCCAUCCUUUGCUUUUGCCACAGCCAAUCACUGUUGUCUCGUCAGUUGUGACGUCACACCUUGAUGUACCUGUUUGAUUGUUGCAGCAGUAAAUUACUAUUUUCAUUUUGUAAAUAGUUCAUUAAAACAUUUAUGUUUAA
Molecule: messenger RNA, 4137 nt
Organism: Entelurus aequoreus (snake pipefish)
Lineage: Eukaryota; Metazoa; Chordata; Actinopteri; Syngnathiformes; Syngnathidae
Product: KAT8 regulatory NSL complex subunit 1-like
Exons: 15
Coding region: 482-3457 (991 amino acids)
Cellular component (GO): NSL complex
Molecular function (GO): histone acetyltransferase binding
Source: RefSeq, a predicted model, not a curated record